AUGAAAGUUAAGUUAGAUUCAAGUAUAAGAAUAUUAGAAUUACAAAAAGAUUCUAGGAUUCUUAAUGCUGUCAUUCAUGUUAUGAUCCAUCAGCCUUCACAUGAAGAUCUAGAUGCAUUUAAGCAUUUAUUAGUUAAAUUGACAAUUGAAAAUAAAAAUACAAAGAAGUUAUUGAAACUAUGUAUGUAUCAAAAGGAUUUUGGUGUUGAUGCUGCAUUUUGUAUUUUUACAAAUGAAAAUUAUUUUAAUAAUACUGAUAAGAUUGAAGUCUUUAAAGAUUUUAACUUUACAAAUGAAGUAUCAAAUUCGCAAAAACACAAGACUGAAGAUUUUGAACAUAAAGAUUCAGGAACAUGUGUUGUAGAUCAAAAAGGAAAAGCCUUUGGUAUUUUUCAUACAUUAUGGAUGAUGGAAACUUAUAAAUACGCUAUUACUUCUCCUUAUUUUGCAGUUUUUAAGGCAUUGGAUGUAGAAUCUGAGAAAGCAUCAAGUUCAGCUGAUUGA
Messenger RNA from Funneliformis geosporum, 504 nucleotides. NCBI's taxonomy places the organism in Eukaryota, Fungi, Glomeromycota, Glomeromycetes, Glomerales, Glomeraceae. The record is from the annotation of a GenBank genome assembly.